Molecule: messenger RNA, 2451 nt
Organism: Mytilus trossulus (common blue mussel)
Lineage: Eukaryota; Metazoa; Mollusca; Bivalvia; Mytilida; Mytilidae
Product: potassium channel subfamily K member 18-like
Exons: 2
Coding region: 1-1335 (444 amino acids)
Biological process (GO): stabilization of membrane potential; potassium ion transmembrane transport
Cellular component (GO): plasma membrane
Molecular function (GO): outward rectifier potassium channel activity; potassium ion leak channel activity
Source: RefSeq, a predicted model, not a curated record
AUGUCGACAGAUUGUUCUACUGAUAUUUCAAACACUGCGUGUGUCACCACAGAUAUGUCAAUACAAGAUCUGAAGGAUUCCGAAAAGCUUGGAAUGUCAAUUGCAGAAUCUAGUGAAACCUGUAUCGUCAGUGAUAUAUCUGAUCAUGAUAUAAAUAGGAAAAAUUCGUCGUCAUAUAACACUGCAUGCGCAAGUGACGACAUAAAUGACGUCAUAAACUCAAUGACAGAGAAAGAAAAAGAUAAAAAAGAUAGUCCAAAGUCAGCACAAAUCAAAAGAAAGGGGAAAGUUCUUUUGAAGAAAUUUCUGAUAUUCCUAUUUUCUCACGUAGGUUUGACAUGCCUGGUUAUAGGAUAUUCAAUAUUUGGUGCCAUCAUUUUUCAAAGUUUGGAGCAAGGAAAUGAAAAACAAAGUAGAAUUAUUACUACAAACCUCAGAAAGGAGACAUUAAAUGAUCUUUGGAAUACGACUUAUCUUCUUAAUAUUUUCGAGAAGCCAAAUUGGACGGAAAGGGUGGAAAAUACUUUACGCCUUUUUGAAAAGCAAAUCUACAAAGCUACAAUGCAACUAGGAUGGGAUGGCAGGUCAGACGAGGCCGUGGGUGAGCUGCAAUGGUCCUUUACUGGUUCCUUGUUUUAUUCAGUCUCUGUUAUUACAACGAUAGGUUAUGGCCACAUUACACCUAAAACUACAUGGGGACGAAUUGUCACAAUGAUAUAUGCAUUCUUUGGAAUACCACUAACAUUGUUGUGUCUUGCAAAUAUUGGAUCCCUUCUGGGGAAAGGAUUUCAGAUCUUUUACAAUAGGAUACCAGUUGUUAGAAAUAAACGAGAUUUUGGUAUUGGAACUGCUUUACCACUUCCAGCAACAACUAUCCAGCAUAAAAAGGUCAUAGGAGAAGACGGGACUAUAACCGAAGAAAAAAAUCUAAUAGUUUAUAUUCCAUCUCGUACUCUGCCGCCGCCACAGCACGUGCCAAUAAUUGUUUGCAGUUUACUUGUUAUAACGUAUACACUGAUAGGAACAUUUCUUUUUCAUUUAUGGGAAACCAGUUGGGGCAUACUACAGUCUGCUUACUUUUGUUUCAUCACCUUAUCAACAAUUGGAUUCGGUGAUGUUGUACCAGGACAUAGCUUAGACUCGUGGCAAAGUCAACCAAAACAGUUUAUCGGUGUGAUGUAUCUGCUAUUUGGAUUAACACUAUUAGCUAUGUGUUUUGAUCUUUUGCAAGAACAGGUGAGAACCUUUGCUAAAUGGUUUGGAGAAUGGAUUGGCAUUGUUGAAGUUGAGGACGACGUAGAGUACGAGGAAGAUACAGAACACAAUUCAAAUUAGAUAUGUUUUCCAGCAUAUUAGCACACUGCGUUAUUGAUUUAUUAAAUGCGUCAAGUCUUUUUAUGCAUCCGAUUGCUGGAUGAACAAAUUUGGAUUUAAAAAUCGUAAAGACGAUUUUUAUUUUUAAUUUCUAAACAAGUUGUAACUUGUAAUGAAUUGAUUUAUUUGCGCUACCGUUUCGAUAUUAUCGAUAAUAUCAGUCAUAUCGUUUUAUUACUGUACGUGUGCAACGCGACUAUAUACAUUUGUGUAUUUCGAGAUGUAAGGAAUAACUUUGGGAUGGGUGUUUAGAAAAGGUAAUUUCGGUUGAUUUUACCUUCACUCUACAUGCUUUAUACAAACGUUGCUCAAUUUAGGGUGUGGUUUUGAACAUACCAGAAAAAUUACGGCAUACAUCAAAGUGGUACGUCUACUCACACGUCGAUGAGACGGCAUACAUCAAAGUGGUACGUCAACUCAUACGUCGAUGUGGUACGUCAACUCAUACGUCGAUGUGGUACGUCAACUCAUACGUCGAUGUGGUACGUCAACUCAUACGUCGAUGUGGUACUUCAAUUCAUACGUCGAUGUGGUACGUCAACUCAUACGUCGAUGUGGUACGUCAACUCAUACGUCGAUGCGGUACGUCAACUCAUACGUCGAUGUGGUACAUCAACUCAUACAUCGAUGUGGAACGUCAACUCAUACGUCGAUGUUGUACUUCAACUCAUACGUCGUUGUGGUACGUCAACUCAUACUUCGAUGUGGUACUUCAACUCAUACGUCGAUGUGGUACGUCAACUCAUACGUCGAUGUGGUACGUCAACUCAUACGUCGAUGUGGAACGUCAACUCGUAUGUCGAUGUGGAACGUCAAAUCAUACGUCGAUGUGGUACUUAAACUCAUACGUCGAUGUGGUACUUCAACUCAUACGUGGAUAAGACGGCAUACAUUAAAGUGGUACGUCAACUCAUAUGUCGAUGACAAACAUAUUACACAGAGUUUCAGAAAGAAUAGUAGUUGAAUUUAUGAGUUUUUCGAUUAAACGUUAAGUUCAAAGUUCAAAACAGUUGAAUCAUUUUUACCAGAACUAUUGUAGAGUAAAUAGUAUUAUAGUGCUUUGAUCUGCAUUGUCAU